This is a messenger RNA of Pteropus alecto (black flying fox), 504 nucleotides long. Its product is annotated as 60S ribosomal protein L31-like. Gene Ontology annotation, cellular component: cytosolic large ribosomal subunit; ribosome. Gene Ontology annotation, molecular function: structural constituent of ribosome. The record is from RefSeq and is a predicted model, not a curated record. Gene Ontology annotation, biological process: cytoplasmic translation. NCBI's taxonomy places the organism in Eukaryota, Metazoa, Chordata, Mammalia, Chiroptera, Pteropodidae.
AUGAAAGGGGCCAUAGCUUCCUUUCCAACUUGGGCUCCUGCAGAGAAAGGUGGCGAGGAGAAAGGCCAUUCUGCCAUCGACGAGGUAGUGACCAGAGAGCACACCAGCACCAUGCACAAGCGCAUCUGUGGAGUGGGUUUCAAGAAGCGUGUCCCUCGGGCCCUCAAAGAGAUCUGGAAAUUUGCCAUGAAGGAGAUGGCCAUUCCAGAUGUGCACACUGACACCAGGUUUAUCAAAGCUGUCUGGGCCAGAGAUGAGGGCUGUCCCAGACCGUUUCUGGUGUGGUUGUCCACACGAAGUGAAGAGGAUGAAGAUUCACCAAACAAGCUCUAUCCAUUCGUUACUGAUGUCCCUGCCUCCACCUUCAAAAAUCUACACACCCCGACCCUGGGCUCUUUAAAGGCACCCUCUGUGCAAAGGAGAACUCUUGUCCAGCGGCAUCUCCCUAUUUCUGAUGAUGCUGAAAUUCUGGAAGGUUAUUCUGACUUUACGUUGUCACCUUAG